AUGAUGGCGCCUAAAUUUUUAAUAGUUGUAUCUUUACUACUCAUCAUUAGUAACCUGUCUACUACAAAUCAAGUUAAGAGUAGAAUGUAGAUUGGUUAGAGAAGUCAAAUUGGUCCAGUAAAUGCUCAAGUUGCAACUACCAAUUCAUAGAGCAUUAGAGAGGGUUUCUAAAGAUCUUAAAAUCUUGCUCAAGUUAUUAGAGGCAGGUCUAGAAGAAGUAAACGUAGUGCUCUUUACUUCUCUGGAGGCUCAACUUCUGAUAUCUCUCUCAAAGAUAUUUUGAUUGUGGUUGGGAUUCUUAUUGGAGUUUUUGCUGGAUUUUUCAUAUUUGCCUUGAUAUACUCCUGUGUUACAGGUGAAAAGAUUAGAUGGAGAAAAAAUCACUCUUGA
Molecule: messenger RNA, 390 nt
Organism: Stylonychia lemnae
Lineage: Eukaryota; Ciliophora; Spirotrichea; Sporadotrichida; Oxytrichidae
Source: the annotation of a GenBank genome assembly